Messenger RNA from Amoebophrya sp. A25, 432 nucleotides. The record is from the annotation of a GenBank genome assembly. Lineage: Eukaryota; Dinophyceae; Syndiniales; Amoebophryaceae.
CCUUUUUUACCUGAAGUUUCGUCUCAGGUGACACCCCUUUUACCGGAAGUUUCCUCGUCUCAGGUAGAAGUUAUGGGAUUAGAGCGAGUAGAAGGUGAUGGACAGCAGGGAUUGCACCACUUCCAGGAACAAGGUGCUGAACAAGAACCUGGCUUGCAACAAGAUGCAGGACAGCAAGAUGCAGGAAUUACUAGUACAACUGCACUUGAUGUCAGAACGGAACCAGAAGAGCUUGGCAGCACCAUCGAGCAGCCAGAACUGGUCGACGUUCAUGCAACACCAUCUUCAGCAAAGUACUUGGGUUCAGAACACCUGCAAUUUGUACCUGAACAGCUUCAAGGGCCUCCCACUUCCUCGGGGUCCACCAGAUUUGCUGCUCCUGCUGCGGGGAGCUGCCCUAGUUUGAACCGAUGCACUGCUCCUGCUGCGGGG